Molecule: messenger RNA, 5293 nt
Organism: Pristis pectinata (smalltooth sawfish)
Lineage: Eukaryota; Metazoa; Chordata; Chondrichthyes; Rhinopristiformes; Pristidae
Gene: dolpp1
Product: dolichyldiphosphatase 1
Exons: 8
Coding region: 17-742 (241 amino acids)
Biological process (GO): lipid biosynthetic process; protein N-linked glycosylation
Cellular component (GO): intracellular membrane-bounded organelle; endoplasmic reticulum membrane
Molecular function (GO): dolichyldiphosphatase activity
Source: RefSeq, a predicted model, not a curated record
CCGUGAUGCAGUAAAGAUGGCGGCGGUUGGAAAAUGCUCGGUUGCUGUGGAGAAAGAGCGGUGGCAGCCGCUGUCCUUGACGUACGUCGAAUAUCCCCCAGAUGACCUUGCAGGAAAGGUGCUUGCAUAUUUAAGUCUCGUACCAGUAUUUAUCCUUAUUGGUUUCCUCACGCUCAUCGUGUUUAAAAGGGAGCUACACUCUAUUUCAUUCCUCUGUGGUUUGGUACUAAAUGAAGGCUUCAACUGGGUAAUUAAGAAUGUUAUCAAAGAGCCUAGACCUUGUGAAGGUGGUCAUGACAACUUGUUUACAGAAUAUGGGAUGCCCUCCAGUCAUUCCCAGUUCAUAUGGUUCUUUUCCAUUUACUCACUCCUAUUCCUUUAUUUAAGAAUGCACCAAACAAACAAUGCUAGAUGUUUAGACCUGUUGUGGAGGCACGUUUUAUCCAUUUGUUUGCUGACUGUGGCCUUUCUCGUCUCCUAUAGUAGAGUCUAUUUGAUGUACCAUUCCUGGAGCCAAGUGAUAUAUGGAGUUAUAGCAGGUGGGACAAUGGGAGCAGCCUGGUUUAUCUUUACACAAGAGGUACUAACGCCACUGUUCCCUAGGAUAGCUUCGUGGCCAAUCUCGGAAUUUUUCCUGAUACGGGACACAAGUUUGAUUCCAAAUAUUCUCUGGUUUGAGUACACAGUCACCAGGUCAGAAGCACGAAACAGACAACGGAAACUGGGCACCAAGAUGCAGUGAUGCAAAAUCAACAUCUUUCACUUGGGGGCAGGACUGUGGUGCGGACCUCGAAGGAAAGGAAAAUCAACAGCAACAAAAACAUGUCAUUUGAAAAUUCAUUAUUUUUUUGGAAGACAGUCAAAGGCAAGCUGAGAUGUAUGUUGGCAGUCUAGACACCCUCUGUGAUGGCAGUCGGUGUUGACAUAGCUUGCUGUUAGCUUUCUACUGCAUGUUAGAGUCACGUGGGUACUGGACUGAACCAGUUUAAAAGAAGCACGCGCACACAGUGCCAGUGAAAUGUGAUAUUAUUGCAUCUGAUUCAGGAGUGUGAUAUUUAUUUUAGAGAAGGGCAGCAGGGGAAGGGGCAUACUUCACAUUGUAGGAGUAUGGAAUAUUGCAAGAGAAGUGAUAUUUUUAUGACACUGGUUUUAAAAACACAUUGGAAGGAAAGAAAGAGAUGUAGUUUGUGAAUUGUCAAUCAGGUAUCUGACAUACUAGAGUUACUUCUGUAGCAGCCAGAAAUACUAUAAGGGAUCAAGUUGCACUUUAGGAAAAUGAAUUAGUUUUUUUAAAACGACACUAGUGGAGUGGGAAAAACUGAUCUUUAUUUUUCUCAUUCGUUACAGUUACUUGUGAUGAACAAUGUGGCUUUUAAGAACUCUUCGGCUAGGUAGAAAUUGGCAUGUUUUUCCCCGCAUCAUGUUAAGGGGUUAAUUAUGUACAUUCUGACAUUAACAUCACUGAGCCACACAGAAACAGGAUUGUCAAAGUGUUUGCCCUUUUCUCCCAACUCCUAAUGCUGUCUGCAUCACUGGUCCAGGCCUUUUGAUUUGAUGAUUUAUUAUUCAAAUCUUAAUCUUUUUGGCAAACUGACAGUUGGUAAAUAUUGUGCAUUUCAGAAAUAGGCACUUUAUCUGGGAUCAGGGUUAAUGCUAAAGAAACCUGAACUUUGUAGUGAAGAGGGAUAGAAGAGACUUGGUUGUCUCAGAAUUGUAUGUCUGAUGGUCUUGGGUGACCUCUGCAUCAUGUGGAUAUAUUCAAUUGUGCAAAAACUGACCUCAAAUUGCACCCUAACUUUGCUGCUGCCAUGGCAAGGUGUAGAGUUUAUUCUGGUAUUGAGGUGGGAGCUACUUUUUAUUCUGAAAUCAGUGUUUCAUCUCAUGUGCAAAGACAGUAGUUUGCAUCUUUCACAUGUUUGUCCAACAUUGAGUCAGUAGAUUAAAAGCAUUAUUUCCCUUCUCCACAAACAUUGUUGAUUUUGUUACUUGAGUAGAAUCCAUGAAUGGCCAUUCCAAACUAAAACCACUUAGUCCUGCUUUUGCCAACGUAACAGUGAGUCAUGUCUGUUUUUACUUCACAGCAAGUGUCUAUGCUUUUGCCUCUGCUGUGGUGCACAUUUCCCUCUCAAUCAUCAAAGGUUCUGGCUUCAAUUGGCACUCUGGAGACCAGAGCACAAACAAAGGGAUUGCUACACUUUUGAGAGUGACAUGUUUUGGAUAGACUUUAAACCAAGGCCUCAUCUGUUUUAUUGGGUGGAUGUAAAAGAUUCUAAGGAACUAUUUUCAAGAAGAGCCAGUGGAGUAUUCCACAACAUUAUGGCAAACAUUUAUCCCUUCAAUAAUUUAAAAAGAAGCAAGAUUAUUCAGUCAUUAUCAUAUUGUUUGUUGAAUCUUACCAAGCACAUUUCUUUGCUUCAGUGACGACAUGCCAUGGGCCAUAAAGUGCUUUGGAUGGUCUUGCAAAGGGCAUGAAAAAUGCUAGGUAAACACAGUUCUUUCUGUCUUGGUGAGAUGCGCUAGGAUAGAAUUUCCUGGCAUUGUGGUACAUUCUAGAUUCUCAUGCAGUUCUUGAGCAGUGAAGGCAUGGAUCACAUUGACCACCACUGCCCACAAAUGGUACAAACAUUAAACCCAGUAAAAUACUAAGUUUGAAUCAGGAAGGGGCCUGCUUAAAUUUAAAUGUAGCAUUUAGCUACUCUUGAAGAUUUUGUUUCUUUGGCCGAAGAACAACUCAGACAAUGUGAGAUGUCAAAUUUUGCUUGUAAGUGAGUGCUUGACAUUCACCUGAAAUCCACCUUUUUGCAAUUGUGGCACAGAUGCUAAUCCAGUAAGCCCAUGGAGAGAUGAGAAAUUUACUUGGUCCUGUUACUUGUUUGCACAUUAGUAACCUAAUGGGAAUAUCAGUUAUUUGAUUUAGUUGUCUGUUUGUUGAACUUUUAGUACAGUAUGUAAGGAACAGGGAAUUGUGUGGGGCAGCUGAUAAUACCCUUUCAAGGAAACUCCCACUUUGGAACAAUACAACUUGCUUUGGUAUGUUUCCCUGAGCUGGUUGAUCAUCAAGAUUAACCCAACGCUGUUUAGAGGUAGGAAUUGACACUGAGUCCAUGUACUACAGUGAAUGGCCAUGUGACUAAAAUCGCAGGUCAAUUGCUUGAUGUGCAGACCAUUACUAGUGAAAGAUUUAUUCUCAACCUGCUUUUUUUUUAAGAGAGAGACAAAUUCUAAAACAGGUUAUUUUCACUGUAUUGGCUAGUACCUAGAUAGGAUCAUGUUUCUUUUUACCAUUUCAAAAUACAUUUAUGAAAUAGCAACUGAUAUUUUGAUUAAAAAUGCUUUCUUGUAAUGUAUUUCUCAUUUUAAAUAAAUGUUUGAAAAUUAAGGUGUUUGAAAUUACAUAGAAAUAGAUUGUGUUUAGGGAGGAGGGAGUUUUAUUUUUGCACAGUUCAAGUGGAAUAGUCUGGAUUUCCCCCUCCCUCUAAAUGUUGUGGACUGUUAGUCAGAUGCCAGUUAAGGGGUCGAGCUUGAACUUGUCAUUGACCAGAUACCAUAUUCACUACGUGGGUGAGUUUAUUCAAAAAUGCAAUGAUUUUAUUUUUCUUUUAUUUGGGUUACUUCUCAUUUUGGUGUGAUAUGUAUUUCCAUUGGUGUUGUUUUGCUUAUAAGUAAGCUUAAGUAUAAAACUUGGGCAAACUAAAAUCAAAGAAAUAAGUAUAAAAAUAUUGUCACACCAACUUGCUCAGUAGUGGAGUUUUAAAUCAGUCAGGUCGGGGGGCGCUGCUGAUACUUCUGCAAAUAAAACCAAGUGUGGCCAACUGGCUUCAUGCUAGACUUUUUUUUCCACUUAAACAGUCAUUGAGCUACAAUGUUAUUUUCAGUGUGGAAAAACUGGAAGCACAGAUGGUACGUUAGUGGUGGUGAACCAAGAGGACUUGGUGGAACUUGGGUCCAGUGCUAAGUCCAAAUCUAGGUGCUUAAGGUGGAGUCAAGGAGAUCGGUGGUAGGUUGAUUGAAGCAUCUGUCCCUGAUCAGUGUCCAAUAACCAGUUUGUGCAUGUGGGUAUCAAGCUUGGCUGCAGUGCCACCCACAGCUAGAUAAUCUAGCAGUAAAUGCAAAGAAUUAAUGAUUGGAUAAAGUACCUAGCAUCUUGAGAACUAUUACUCUGGAAAGGAAAAAGAGCGAAGUGGAAUAUUAUGAUUUCUGUUGCCGUCUGUGUGGAGCUUGCACGUUCUCCCUGUGACUCUGGGUUUCUGUGGGUGCUCUGGUUUCCUCCCACAUCCUAAAAAUGCUGGUUAAUUGGUUGCUGUAGAUAAUCCCUAGUGUAGGUCGGUGGUGGGAGAAUCAGGGCAGAGCUAUGUGAGAGGGAAUAGGUUGCAAGGAAAUAAGUGGUGGAAUGGGACUGAUGGGAUUGCUCUGAGAGGCAGCAUAGUUUGAAUGAUCUGCAUCAUAAAGUAUGGGAGGAGAAAAUAGUGGAAAUUGACAAAUAAUGGCAGUGUGUGUUUUGAAGUAAUGCGCUUAAUUUUUGGACCUAGCUUUCACUCUUUUCUUUCACACUUUUGUGUUCAUUUAUUUAUUCUUUCACCUUUGCUCACUUUCAUACCCAAUAAAUAUUAAUUCAGUCUGUUGUAAAGACUCUACACUUAAGUGAAUUUCCAGAAUAGGGAAGUUGUACUUAUUCCAGUUAGCUUAAUCUUUUUAAAUUUGGAAAAGCGUGUGGGUGCUAUAAUGGUGUGUGAUUAUAUUUUUGUGUGUUGAGAAGUUUUAAGUAUUGUUUACUUGUAAAAUAUGUAUUGCUCCUGAGUUGGUGCUUGUAUAGCUGAUUUUUUUUUCAUGACCCUUUUUGUGACUUUGCAGCAGUUCCUAAUGUUUUUAAAAUAGUAUCAUGUCAUCUGCAACAAAAUUGUGAGUCAGCCAAAGUAAGGCAAUCCUGGCGGUUUUAAACAUGCCAGAGGUCACGUGAGUUUAAACUAAUAUAGUGUGCUGAUCAGUGGAUAAAAACAAAACGAUGGAAAUAAUCAGCAAAUAACUACUGAGGGGGUAAUCUCUCAAGCCUGAUACUGCUCAGUAGCGCCAAGUUACUUAUCCAUUCCUGGUGGUUUUUUUUAAUGCCCCAUAACUCAUUUGUCCUCUUGAUAAAUUUGUUUUCCCAGAUCACUGAGUUGUAUUUCGAAAGUAGUACAGAACCACUGACAUGGCACAAAUGCCAGCCUUUGAUAAUUUAGUCUUUCAGUUUGAUGCUAAACUUGCCAUUCAUUCUUUCAGAUCCUGUAUAUUCUCAGUGGUUUUUGUAUGUAAA